Molecule: messenger RNA, 1460 nt
Organism: Chelmon rostratus (copperband butterflyfish)
Lineage: Eukaryota; Metazoa; Chordata; Actinopteri; Chaetodontiformes; Chaetodontidae
Gene: foxp3b
Product: forkhead box P3b
Exons: 12
Coding region: 54-1238 (394 amino acids)
Biological process (GO): regulation of transcription by RNA polymerase II
Cellular component (GO): nucleus
Molecular function (GO): DNA-binding transcription repressor activity, RNA polymerase II-specific; RNA polymerase II cis-regulatory region sequence-specific DNA binding
Source: RefSeq, a predicted model, not a curated record
CGAGAAAAGGAAGACGAAGGCAAGUAGGAGGUUCUGCACGGAGGUCAUACGAGAUGCCGGAGACUUCUGAUGAGAGUGUGAGGGGUGGACUGUACAAAGCUCAACCAAAUUGUGACACAAAGAUCAAAGAGCCAUGCCCUCCUACUCCUCCUCCUGCUCAGGCCAGGGACAUGGUGUCACCACCUGCCUCAGGAAGUCAGUGUUGGAGCAGUAUGGAGGGCAUUAGGGAGAAGCAGCAGAGACCGUCAGUGCUGCGUCAAGUUUCUCUAGCAGCUUCCCGAAGACUACACGCACAUCAAGAAAAUAUUACAGCUGUCUCCAUUUGCAAGGAAGAGGUGGAUGCAGGCCACCUUUCCCAGUCCUCAUCACCACACAUGGGCUCCUCUCCCAGGCAAAGCCAUCACUACUUCUUCCCAUCGAGAAGAGAUGGUCCAAAGCAGGGCUCCACUGAGGCCAGGCAUCAUAAUAGCAUCCCUGAGGCGACCAGUGCUUUGUUUGUGAGUGGCCUCUGCCGCUGGCCUGGCUGCGAUGCUGUGUCUGAAGAUUUUCCUAGUUUUUUAAAGCAUCUGCAUUCUGAACACAGUCAUGGUGAGAGGAGCAUUGCCCAGUGGAAGGUCCAGCAAGAUAUUGUUCAGUGCAUGGAAAGUCAGCUCAUCUUGGAAAAACAGAAACUCAUUGCGAUGCAACUGCAUCUGCACCUCUCCGGACACAAAUACAGCGAUUUGAAGGCAGCUUCUGAGUGGUCGUACAGCCUUCCUGUGUUCCUUCCCCAGCCUCUGGUAACAGAUGGAGAUGGAGUGCAACAGUGGAGCACUACACAUCUGGAAGAGCUGUCCCAGCAAGGCUACAGAGCUGCCAGUUCUGCCCACCUACUGUCAGAUUUGGUCACCAGUAUUGAAUGUUACAAAUACAACAACAUCAGGCCUCCGUACACCUACGCCUACUUGAUAAGAUGGUCUAUUCUGGAGUCUCCAGACAAACAGCGCACUCUGAAUGAGAUUUACAACUGGUUUACUACCAUGUUCUUCUACUUCAGACACAACACUGCAACCUGGAAGAAUGCAGUGCGGCACAACCUCAGCCUACACAAGUGUUUUGUGCGAGUGGAGGGAGGAAAGGGGGCUGUGUGGACAGUGGAUGAAACAGAGUACCAGAGGAGGAAAGGGCAGAAAUAUCACAGGGACUGUCCUGUGAAGUGGCUCAAGUCUUACUCUCAUUACUCCCCAGAGGAUCCCUGAACACCAGCAGCAGGAGUAACAUCCACAUGUCGUGCUACACAAAGUGAAGAAUCAUUAAAUGCCUCCUUGUAUUUUGCUUUAUUUUUAUAUGACUUGUUAGUCACGGUUGUAUCAUUUGUUACAGAAAGAUGUUUUGUACACAUAUCUAACAACAGACUUGUUACCAUUGAUUUCUAAUUCCAAAAUAAGUGUUGCAAAAUAAAUGAAGCCAACUUUUAUGGG